CCGAAUCGGAAUCCAACCCAACCCUCCUCAAAGCCUCGCCUCCCAACUCUAGAGAAUCCAAAUUUGACAAGGACAGGACUCGACUCUACCGCGCCGCCAUGGCGCUGCUGGUGCGCGCGCGGCUGUCCCCGCUGGACGACGACGACGACGCGUCCACGGCGUCCUCGCUCUCCUCGGCGGCCUCCUCCCCGCCGCUCUCGCCCGCGGCCGCCUCCACGCCGCUACCGCUGUACGCGCGCGCCGCGGUGCUCGUCGCCCCGCGGAUCGCCGCGCAGCUCUCGUCCACGGAGGAGGACGUCAGCGAGUCCUUCGAUGACACCACCAGCUCCGGCGAGGACGUCGACCUGCCGGAGGAGGUGUCCAACGGCUUCUUCUUCAGCGUCGCCAGGGUGCCGCCGACGCCGACGUCCGAGGACCCGAUCCUGGUCCCCGGCGGCGGGGUGGCGGGGAUCGCCGCUGCGGAGGCGCCCGAGGCCGAGGGCGGGGACGGCUUGGGCGCCGCGGAGGAGCCGCUGGAGGGGGGCAUCUUCGUGAGCGCCAAGAAUGGGUUGGAUGGCGUCGAGGGUUCGCUGGGUGGCAGCUUCCUCAAAUCUGGGAGCUGCAUUGGCGCGCACAACGGCGGGGAGGCUGCUGCGUCAGGUGAUUCGGUGAUCGUUUCAGAUGGCACCGUGCUGAAUGAGGAGGAUGAUAAGCAGGGGGAGCAGGCUGUCAAUGACGCGGCGUCUGGGCCUUUACUGAUGCCUGUUGCUGGGGUAGAUGGCCUCGUCAUUGUGGAUGCUUUGGAGGGGAUGCUUGAUCGUGAGGCUGCUGAAUCGCUUCCUAUUCCCAGUGCUACUGCUACUGGUACAGAAGGAGAGGAGGCUGCUGCCGAGCUUCGCAGCGAUGCAGUAGGUAGUGCAGCCAAGCUUGAUGCUAGUCCUGAAUAUGCUGCCACAGGAGAUGUCAUAUCUGAUGCCAUGCAAGUUCUUGAUAGUGUAGAUGAUGAAGCUGAUGGUGAUCAUGAAGGUUCCGACGAUCUUACAUCCAUGCCAAUCUCUUCAAGUGACUAUGCUGUGGAACUUGCAAAAGAACUGGAGAACAACGUGCCUACUUCCAUAGGCGCACGCUUUGUUGCGGAUGAUUCAGAUGAUGCAGAGAUCAACGGUGAUGAUGAAUAUGAAGAAGAGAUGAAUGGAAAGGAGAACGAGCUUUUUGAUCAUACAGCUUUAAUUGAGCUUCUAAGAGCUGCAAGCAGCUCGCCUGAACAAGGCAAGGCCAAGGUUUUCCCAGUUGAAUCUUCUGAACCUAGGGAUCUGCCUCCCACUUUAGCCAGCAAUGCUAGGAUGAACGUGGCUUCUGCUCCUGUGCCACAAGCAAUCGCUGACCCUGAGAAACAGAUGACCGAUGAGGAAAAGAAGAUUUACGGAAAGGUGGACAUGGCACGAAUCAAAUACAUGCGUCUUGUUCAUAGAUUGGGGUAUGAUACUAACCAUCAGGUACCAGUACAAGUGUUGUUUCGGCUUAGUCUUGUUGAAAGUUUCAGGUGCGUAAGGAUGACAAACCAUUCCUCAGAGAUCGAGAAUGCCUGGAAGAGGGCUUUGCAGCGUGAGGCAGAGGGAACUGAGAACCUUGAAUUCUCCUGCAAUGUUUUGGUCCUUGGGAAGACUGGAGUUGGGAAAAGUGCAACAAUAAAUUCCAUCUUCGGGGAAGAUAAAUCCAAAACAAAUGCUUUUCUACCGGCAACAUCAUCUGUGAAGGAGAUUAAUGGAGUUGUUAAUGGUGUUAAGUUUCAUGUCGUCGACACCCCUGGGCUUGGGACUUCAGCCGAGGAUGAAAAAUCAAAUAGGAAAAUGCUCAAUGCUGUGAAGAAGUAUAUGAAGAGAUGCCCUCCAGAUAUUAUUCUGUAUGUUGAUAGGCUUGAUACACCGCGGGAGGAGGCAAAUAGCCUAUCCCUCUUGCGAUGCAUUACCAGUGUGCUAGGCCUGUCAAUAUGGCCCAGAACAAUUAUUACUCUCACUCACUCAGGAGCAGCUUCCCCUGAAGGCCCUAAUGGUUUGGAAGUGAACUAUGAUAUGGUUGUGUCUCGUCGAACUCAUGCCAUUCAGCAAAGCAUCCGGCAGAUAACUAAUGAUCCUCAAAUUCAGAAUCCUGUGGCUCUUGUGGAGAACCAUCAUCUGUGUCGGAGGAACGCAGAAGGUGAAAAGAUGCUUCCUGAUGGCCUUAUCUGGAGGCGGCUCCUCCUCCUCCUAUGCUUCUCACUAAAGAUGAUUGCUGAGAUUGACAGUCUCUCAACCCGCCGUGCUUCUUCUGCAAGUUUCUUAGGCCGCCUUCUCCAAGUGCCUCCAAUUCCUUACUUCUUAUCAUCUUUGUUGAAAUCUAGAGAGCACCCUAAGCGUUCCAAUGACCAUAAUGUUGUGAGUGUGGACUCAGAUUUUUACCUAGAUGAAUUGUUGAAUGGGGACCAAGAGGAUGAAGAUGACUAUGAUCAACUUCCUCCCUUCAAGCCACUAAGUAAAUCCCAGGUUGCAAAACUCUCCAAGGAGCAACAGAUUUUGUAUUUUGAUGAAUCUGAUUACCGAACUAAGCUGCUUCAGAAGAAGCAGCUGAAGGAACAGCUCAAAGGAUUUAAGGAAAUGAAGAAGAAAGAGGGUGAUGAUAAUGAUAUACUUUCUGAUGAUGAUCAUCCCGAUGAUGGAUAUGAUACAGAUAGAUAUCCUAUGCCAGAAUGGACCUUGCCAUCUUCAUUUGAUUCUGAUGAUCCUGUGUACCGCUAUCGUUGCCCUGUGUCUACACCAAACCUUCUGGUGCGUGCUGUUUACAAUCCUGAUGGAUGGGAUCAUGAUUUUGGAUUUGAUGGUGUGAGUGUCCAACACAGCCAUGAUGUUGCUAACAAAUAUCCAGCAUCUCUGUGGGUUCAAGUUAACAAGGACAAGAGAGAGUUUACCAUCCAUUUGGAUUCCUCAAUGUCAGUUAAGCAUGGAGAUUAUGCCUCGAGCCUGGCAGGCUUUGACAUCCAAACAAUUAUGAACCAGCUUUCUUACACCCUCAGAGGGGAGACCAAAUUUAAAAACUUCAAGAAAAACAUCACUACUGGUGGUUUAUCCAUGACCUUUUUGGGAAAUUCCAUGGUGGCUGGAGCAAAGCUUGAAGACAAGCUUUUAGUUGGUAACAGGUUAACACUAUCAGGCAACACUGGUGCUGUGUCCAUGAGAGGUGAUGCUGCAUAUGGAGUGAUUAUGGAAGCAACUCUUCGUGAAAAAAGCUAUCCUGUAGGUCAAGGCGUUGCCACUUUGGGUGCAUCCUUAGUGAAAUGGCAUAAAGAGUGGACCAUGGCCGCAAAUUUGGAUUCCCAUGUCUCUGUUGGAAGGUCUUCAAACAUGUCAGUUCAUGUUGAUGUAAACAACAAACUAACUGGACGGGUCAGCAUCAAGGCCAACACUUCAGAACAGUUGAACAUUGCCCUUUUAGGUACAUGUUCAGUGAUAAUGUAUGUGUGGAACAAGAUGCACCCUAGUGCAGAUCCUAAUGCUGAGUAGCACUGAACUCCCCAGAUCCAAGCAGUCACAGGUUGGCAAGCACAUCAUUUGUGUCCCAGCUUAUGAUUCAAGAACGAGGUAGCUGAAAACUGCACACUCUGGCAACUUGCCAGGAUUGGAAGUUGAACCAUCGCUUUCUGUCAAGAAUCGAGAUAAGUGUAGCUGUGCUGGCGUUUUUACCCCCAUCCAGUGCGCAGUUGGUGGCCAACUUCAUGAAUCAUGAGUGACUCAACUUUUUUUUUUUGUCAAAAGUUGUAAUUAGGGUGUGAGGGUAAAAUAUCACUUUAAGACCAUAAAUAAGCUGAAAUUAGCUAGUAUUGGGUAGCUUAUUUUAGCUUAUUUGUAAUUCUAAAGUGAUAUUUCAUCUUUCUAACAUUUCACCAUAAUCCAGCUUAUAUAAUCUAGGAGGGAAACAAACAGGGUCUCAGUAACACGGCUCAAUGGUUCAUGAAGCCCCAAAAAAAUACUGUUUUUUUUUGCCUCCCUUUAUUAAGCAGUUUCAAUUAGAAGACACAAAAAGUGUCCCCCCACCCACCCACCCACAUACACGCAAAAGUUUCUGAUAGCCUGUCUUUAGGCAGGCAAUAUAUUGUCAUGAUUUACGCGCUAAAUUUGCAGCAUAUCAGAUCGGUGAACCCUUUUGUUUCUGCUAGUAAUAUCCUUGUCAAUUUCUUUGUGGAUAUCUGAAGAAAAGAUAAGGUGCUCGAGAAAGCAAGCAAGAUGGUGACCCACAGAGUUUGGCUUAUCCUUGCAAGUGGGAGGCAGUCUUUUUCAUCGUUGUCUUGUUUAUAGUAGGAUUCGUAGGUCAUUAAUCCAAAGGAAAAGAGGAGUCCGAUUCUUUUUAGUUAUAUAGUACAAAAAUAAGGGUAAAAAAGGGGCUUCCUUUUAUUCUUCUUUCUGGGUGGCUUCUGUGUUCUGUCCAAGUUAUAAUAAUGAUAUGAUAUUGUACAUAUAACAAACUAUAUGAUACUGCAAAAUAUAUCCAGAAAGGAAGCUUCCAGCUUUCCUGCAGGAUACAGCUUUGAUUGAAUAGGUAGCCUUUGAUCUCACUGAACUCCGAGAUCUUUUGAGGUUCGUUACUUGAAAUAUGCAAGUGUUGAAAUCAUCAAUACUCUUUCUUGGGCACGGAGCAGGAUUCAUGUUUCCUAAAAUCCCAGCAGCGCUAAUGUUCUUUCCUCGCAUCCAAUGGAAUCACCUUGACAUAAAAAAGAGGCCGGAGAGGGGUAGUUUCAGACAAGGAGGCAGUGAAAGAAGGGGUAGUUUCAAUAGUUUCAGACAAGAAGGCAUUCUGAACCAAACCAGCUGAGAUGGAAGCAAAGGUGGACACACAAAGCAGCAAGAUAUGUUGAUGUCUCAUAGCUAUACACAGGUCACCCUUAUUACAUGGUUUCUGGGAAACAAGUUGAUGGCUACAAAAGUUCCAGAUCUCAGCCACACCCAUGACCCAUGCAUGAGCAUCCCAAGAUCUCAUG
Zea mays is the source of this 4987-nucleotide messenger RNA. RefSeq names its product Translocase of chloroplast 159 chloroplastic. Gene Ontology annotation, molecular function: GTPase activity; GTP binding. Gene Ontology annotation, cellular component: chloroplast outer membrane. NCBI's taxonomy places the organism in Eukaryota, Viridiplantae, Streptophyta, Magnoliopsida, Poales, Poaceae. The record is from RefSeq and is a predicted model, not a curated record. Gene Ontology annotation, biological process: protein targeting to chloroplast. The coding region runs from base 99 to 3515 and encodes 1138 amino acids. The transcript has 2 exons.